AUGACUCUCAAUUGGAGAUGGGGAAGUUUUCAGGUCAAAUGGAAGAAAACAUUCAGGAAAAAUUGCUUUCAAGAGUGGGGUUUUCAUAAAUUAGAAUCAGAGCUUCAAGAUUUUUCAAAUUCUAAUGAUACUACGGCUGAUGCAGAUGAUGUAGUUCCAUCUAUCAACUUGGAUUUGGAGACCAGGAAAUGCAUAAUACUACCAUGGAAGCACUGUUUGAUUGGGAAAGUGGUAGGGAAAACAGUAGGGUUCAAGUAUUUGUCUUUUAAAAUUAAUGAAUUAUGGAAACUUAAAGUUACUUCUAAUGCAGGUAAUGUGGAGGAUUCAUAUGGUCCAUGGAUGAUUGUGGAAAAUAAGAAAAGUAAGAGUAAAGGGAGCUUAACAAAUGGGCAGGGUAUCAGGACUAAUGGAGGCAAGGAAGAAACUGCUAAUAGAUUUUCUUCCCUACCUGAACAGCAGUCUGUGGACGUGGAUGGGAAUGGGGAGAAAAAAGAGGAAGCAUUUAAUGCUAAGUUUAGUAACAGAAAUGCAGAUAAUGAUGUUGUAAGAGAUGGGAAUAGCAAAAUAUUUGGAAGGAAGUUACAUAGUAGGGAAAUGAAUGCUAAUAGUGGCUCUCCUACUAAUGGUGUAUUAUUGCAAACAACCCAAGGAAAGAAUAUGAACAGAAAGUGUAACUUCCCUACUAAUGAAGUGAGUAUAGGAGAUAUAAAUGAUGAACAAUCAGUUGCCAAGGAUUCUAGAAAUAAGGGGAAAGGUAUUAUGAUUUCAGGUCCUAUUCAAAGUAACAGAAGAAUAGAUGGAGCCCAACAAUCAGAUGCAACACCUUCUCUCACAGGUAAUUCCAAGCCCAUUGGAAGUUUUAUGGAGUGUGGAAGACCUGCUAGUCCGCAGAGCUCAAGAGGAGCUUCAAGCCAUGCAAAAUCACCUGACAGAAACAGUGAUAGAGAAUAUUUCACGGAUGGAUUAAAGGUUACAAAUAAUGGAGGACAUAGCGCACAUGAGAAGGCUUAUGAAUCAAGCACUGCCAGAGAUAGUACAUGCUCAAGAACAACUGAGCUGGGAUACAGUUUUUGACAAAUUCAAUCAGUUACUGAUCCCACUAAGAUUUUCUCCUUCAAAUUG
This is a messenger RNA of Papaver somniferum (opium poppy), 1122 nucleotides long. RefSeq lists its product as uncharacterized. The record is from RefSeq and is a predicted model, not a curated record. The coding region runs from base 1 to 1074 and encodes 357 amino acids. The transcript is spliced from 3 exons. NCBI's taxonomy places the organism in Eukaryota, Viridiplantae, Streptophyta, Magnoliopsida, Ranunculales, Papaveraceae.